Molecule: messenger RNA, 1224 nt
Organism: Closterium sp. Naga37s-1
Lineage: Eukaryota; Viridiplantae; Streptophyta; Zygnematophyceae; Desmidiales; Closteriaceae
Source: the annotation of a GenBank genome assembly
AUGGGCUUUGACACGCUGCUAAUAGGCCCGGUAACAGUCAACAGCCCCUAUGGUUACCACGGCUACUGGCCUCGCGGCUUCACCACGCCUCGUGCAGGAGGAGCGGGGGAGGAGGGAAAUCCACAGGCGGCCAUCAACCCCCAUCUCGGAACUCCCAAGGAGCUUAAAGCCCUGGUGGAUGCGGCUCAUGCCAUGGGCUUCCUGGUCAUGAUCGAUGUGGUACUCAACCACGUGGGGUGCCCUCAGGGUGGGGGGCCAUGUGACACGUGGCAGGAGGGGAUUCGUCCACCACCAUGGCUCAAUGACAGCUAUGCUCCCUUUAAUGAGAGCGUCUCCUUCCACCCGCCCUGCGAGGUGGAUUUCAGCCAAUACGACGCCGACAACUGGCAGCGCUGCUGGCUUGCCAGCCUCCCAGACUUCAACCAAUCGAAUCCCACCGUUGCCGCAGCACUCGUGAGGUCCACAGCCUAUCUCGUGCACACGUUCUCAUUCGACGCCAUACGAGUCGAUGCAGCACACCACAUGCCUCCCGAGUUCGUCCGCUCCCUCGCCUCCCACCUCGGAGUGCCAGCCUUUGCAGAGCUCUCCAUACCCUUGCUGCCGCUCCCGCACCGUCUGCUGGCAGGGAGAGCGUACACAAACCACGCUACAGCCGAGCUACAGCAGGCGCUACAGCUGACCAUGGUGAGGGCGUUCACAGGGGGCAACACGGGCAGUGAUGGGUUCACCCACAGCCCUGCUGCUGGCUACACUCUUGCGAGGGCCAUGGCUGCAGUUUUCGAGGGAGCGGGGAACGCGGACUUUCAGGGAAGCUUCCUCGACAACCAUGACUCGCCCCGCCUGCUGGGCUUGCUGCAUGGAGACCAGCUCCUGCUGCGCAAUGCGUUGGUGCUGCUGCUCACAUCUAGAGGCAUCCCCCUUGUCUACUCAGGCACAGAGCAGGUGGGAGUGGGUGGGUGGGUGGGCCUUCAUGGGAGGGCCCGACCCGCAGAACCGAGAGUCCCUCUGGCCCUUCCUCAACACUUGCACCCCUCUAUACCGCUUCCUACCCACUGUAAUUUUCUGGUCUUGUUCGUCUCCAUCCCCUCCUUUCCUCCCCCGCAGGCUUUCAUGGGAGGGCCGGACCCGCAGAACCGAGAAUCCCUCUGGCCCUUCCUCAACACGCACCACCGUCUCUACGGCUUCCUGGCUGCUGUCAUCCGCUUCAGACACAAGGUAACUUGA